Messenger RNA from Diaporthe amygdali, 540 nucleotides. RefSeq lists its product as uncharacterized. Lineage: Eukaryota; Fungi; Ascomycota; Sordariomycetes; Diaporthales; Diaporthaceae. Bases 1 to 540 code for a protein of 179 amino acids. The record is from RefSeq and is a predicted model, not a curated record. The transcript has 3 exons.
AUGGGCAAUUUGUUCAACGAGCCAGCUCUUGCGUUCGUCCUUUAUGAAAUCUUUCUUUCGCCUCCCUUCUACAUCACCCCAACUGUAUCCGCCCAGACGCCCACCACGACAAACACCCCAUACACACAUCCAAGCCCCAUCGAGAAAGGGGAGGAUGAGGAGGCCACGACACCGAACAUCUCAGGAGAGGUCAACGAUGUAAAGAUGGAUGCGGUUGGCGGCUACCCCCGCCACAAUCACCAACGCGAGAACAGGGCCAAUUGUAAUUUUGAGGAUAAAUUCGCCCAAAUCUCCAUCGUUCCCAGAUCUGUUGCUACCUUGAGUGGCCGCGUGUUAGUUGACCACCUCUCGUUCACCGACUCUUUGGUAGCCUUUGAAGACGAAGUGAUUGUUCAUUCGGAAUUGAUUUCUACGUACAACGGUGACGGAAGUUGUGGGCGGUUUGGCGGGCUGCUGUCGCGGGCUGCGCUCCUCGCCAGCGAGUGUUUAGGUAAUGACUCAGGCCAUUGGUUUCGUUGCGGCUUGAGAAGAAUCUCGUAG